GGCCCGGGCAGCGCCAUGCAGAGAGCGGCGGGCAGCGGCGCCCCCGGGGGCGGCGGCGGGGGCAGCGGCGGCCCGGGCGCCGCCUUCUCCAUCGACUCUCUCAUCGGGCCGCCGCCGCCGCGCUCCGGCCACCUGCUCUACACGGGCUACCCCAUGUUCAUGCCCUACCGGCCGCUCGUGCUGCCACAGGCGCUGGCCCCCGCGCCGCUGCCGGCCGGCCUGCCGCCGCUGGCCCCGCUCGCCUCAUUCGCCGGCCGCCUGAGUAAUACCUUCUGCGCCGGGCUGGGCCAGGCGGUGCCCUCGAUGGUGGCGCUGACCACUGCGCUGCCCAGCUUCGCAGAGCCUCCGGACGCCUACUACGGACCCCCGGAGCUUGCCGCGGCCGCCGCCGCCGCCUCCACCGCCUCGCGAAGCAACCCCGAGCCGGCGGCCCGGCGCACAGAGGGAGCGCUGGACGCCGACGAGCUGCUGCCGACGCGCGAGAAAGUGGCUGAACCCCCGGCGCCGCACUUCUCAGAGACUUUCCCGAGUCUGCCGGCAGAGGGCAAGGUGUACAGCUCAGAUGAGGAGAAGUUGGAGGCCCCAGCAGGAGACCCAGCAGGCAGCGAGCAGGAGGAAGAGGGCUCAGGCGGUGACAGCGAGGACAGCUUCCUGGACAGUUCUGCAGGGGGCCCCGGGGCCCUUCUGGGACCUAAACCGAAGCUAAAGGGAAGCCUGGGGACUGGCGCUGAAGAGGGGGCACCAGUGGCCACAGGGGUCACCACGCCUGGGGGGAAAAGCCGAAGGCGGCGCACAGCCUUCACCAGUGAGCAGCUUUUGGAGCUGGAGAAGGAGUUUCACUGCAAGAAAUACCUGAGCCUGACAGAGCGCUCCCAGAUCGCCCACGCCCUCAAGCUCAGUGAGGUGCAGGUAAAGAUCUGGUUUCAGAACCGCCGCGCCAAGUGGAAGCGCAUCAAGGCUGGCAAUGUGAGCAGCCGCUCCGGGGAGCCCGUGAGGAACCCCAAGAUUGUGGUGCCCAUACCUGUGCAUGUCAACAGGUUUGCUGUGCGCAGCCAGCACCAACAGAUGGAGCAGGGAGCCCGGCCCUGAUCAGGCUCCUGGGGACCGGAAGGCAAAGGAUCUGCACCUGUGCCUGCCCAGGACUCACUGGGUGCUGCCGACUAAAGGGGCCGGUGGACCCUGCUCUGGGAGAGGUCAGCUAUGCCCCCUGGAUUGCAGACACGAGUGCCUGGCCUGGAACUGUUCUAGAGACACCAGAACUAGGGGUUCCAGGGGCGCAGUUCCCCGAGAGCUUCUGGAACAGAAGUGGACUCUUGGGUUGGGGAUACGAGGUGCCCAGGGCCUAGAGGGUUCCGUGGCUAAGACCUGAGAGGGCAGCUUCUAACAGAGGGAAGAAGUCCCGGUGGUACCAGCCCGCGACCACAGUUCCUUAUUUAUUUUGUGUAAAGUUUGUAUAUAUGGAACUAUUUUGUCUUUGUCUGUCUGUACCCUGAAAGGGGGCUGGGAACGCUGUUUCCUUGAGCCUCAUCCAGUUUGUCCCACUCUCCUUUGUGACAUCUUGCUGCCCAGUACAAGGACAUGUGACAUGAGAUGGAACUGUCUCGGCAAAGUGGGGCUCUUCCACUCUUAGGCAUCCCUCCACAGUGCACCCCACCCCUCCCAUUCCCACCGGCUACUUCCCGUGGACAGGCAAACUUCUCUGCUUCUGGUAUCUUCUCUUUGGGGAAGGCGGCACGAGUCAGGGAGGCCCCAGUUUAACCUGGAGAACUCAGGUCACCUGCGUAGAGGACACUGUCCUGUCAGUGACUCGGGCAGGACAGGAGGCUCACUCCACCACGCGCGCCAGACGAAGAAGCACUUUCACAGAGAGCCUUCAUUUGCUGCCUCAGACGCCAGGGCCUGAGGCAGACGCACGCCCAUGGCUUCUCUGCCCUUGCAGCCUUAUGUGUGUUCUCCUGUCCAUUGCAUUUUGAGGGGCUAGGCUCCCACUAGCCUCUUCUAUGACAGAACAAGACGGGUUGAAAGAAGUCACUGCCAAAUAGGACAACAGUGAGUCAGAUGAUUCUGGAAGGAUAUGGGGCAGAGAUUAUGGGCAAAUUCCCGGAGCAGGGCUCUAGGUAUCUGCAGAUGUUGGGGAAAGGAGAGUGAGACACGCGCACUAUGGCUGCUGUUGGGGUAACUAGCUUUUUGGGGAGAAACACGAGCUCUCUGCAUUAGGGAGAGCAGAAGACAGAAAAGUGAACAAGCUGUGAAUGAGGCAGUUACCGCCAAGGGAGGGCCAAGCUCAAGCCGCUUACACUCGGGGCCUGCCUUGCAGGCCACUCUGGCCACCCGUGAGCCCCAGAGGGGCAAAGUCGUUAAUGUCACGUUCAGUUAGUUGUUGAAUGCCUCUAAUGAGACCAAGACAGUCCGUCCUUGGCAGUUCAUUUCUCCUAAGCAACUCUAGUGUGGACAUAAACCAACAGUAGGCUGUCUCUUUCUCGGUCCUUGGAAAUUUAACUUCAGUAAGGCUUGGGAAUUUAACCUUGAAUAUGCAGUCCAGAUCCAGCCCAUUCUCAGCCAGGUGUACCUCAAAGUCAAGAGGCUCGGAUCCCUUACACUCCAUCUACACAGGAGGCAGAGGUUCAGCAGGAGCUGGGUGGAGUUCAGGUUCUUUGAGGGAGGUGGCCAGCAUUCAGGGAGUCUGGGGUUAGCCCAUUCUGUGCCUGGGAACCAAGUCCUGUACCUAUUCAUGGCGCUGUCUAGACUCUGCCCUGUGUAAGGCUCUUAAUAGACUUGAAAAGGGGGAUGCGGGUGAAAAAAAUAAAAUCUGGUUUCCUCUCAA
Mesocricetus auratus (golden hamster) is the source of this 2824-nucleotide messenger RNA. It is a transcript of the gene Gbx1, whose product is annotated as gastrulation brain homeobox 1. Gene Ontology annotation, cellular component: nucleus. The record is from RefSeq and is a predicted model, not a curated record. The transcript is spliced from 2 exons. Gene Ontology annotation, biological process: regulation of transcription by RNA polymerase II; regulation of nervous system development. Lineage: Eukaryota; Metazoa; Chordata; Mammalia; Rodentia; Cricetidae. Bases 16 to 1089 code for a protein of 357 amino acids. Gene Ontology annotation, molecular function: DNA-binding transcription factor activity, RNA polymerase II-specific; RNA polymerase II transcription regulatory region sequence-specific DNA binding.